This is a messenger RNA of Lates calcarifer (barramundi perch), 2788 nucleotides long. RefSeq lists its product as uncharacterized. The transcript is spliced from 5 exons. The coding region runs from base 438 to 1040 and encodes 200 amino acids. The record is from RefSeq and is a predicted model, not a curated record. NCBI's taxonomy places the organism in Eukaryota, Metazoa, Chordata, Actinopteri, Centropomidae.
AGUACCCAUAAGUUGCUGUUUACAUAGACCACAGUUUUCCUGUAACGUCAGCCACUGUCCAUUGUCCUGCAUAUGCCCUGCCUGACAACAUUUGCAUGUUUUACAGUUUUACGGACACUAAUUUGUUUGUGCACACUGUUUGUUAUUUCAAAGAAGCCAGCAACCAUUUCCACAGAUAUCACUGUACAAGAGUCAGUGUCAGAAGACAACACCAGCCAGAUCAUUCGAAUGAGUCUUUAGCCACAAUGCCUUAAAUUUGGUUAUUUUUUUUUGGAUUGUUUUGAGAGAAGACAGAUUUUUAUGAUGUUUAAACUUGUUCAAAAAGGACUUAAACCUGGAUUUAGAUUCUUGUUUUGAUCUCCUGGUUUUACAUCACUUCAGUUUGAGGAUUAAUCUGUUUAAACUGAUUCAAAAACACCUUAAUUCUCUGAACCAGGAUGGAGAAUCCAGACCAGGACGUGGUACUUCAGUUGUUUACAAGGAGACAAACCGCAACCUCGUACACAUGCGACAGUUCAGAGCCACAACAGGAGCAGCACAAUGAGUCUGAACCUGAGCCUGAAUUCAACCAGGAGGCACCACAGCAGAAGAAAGACACCACACCGCUCGCGCUCAUGAAGUUCCGUAUACAACAGCUUCAAAACAGGCGUUUCCUCCUGCUGAGGAUGCAGCACUUCAAAAAGAAGGCAGAGAAUGAUAGUGUGACCUGUGAGGACAGCGAUGACAUGUGUGAGCUGGAGGCCAUCCAGAAGGAGCUGGAGGAGCUGCUGGUGAAAAAGGAGGAGCUGGAGAACAAGGGGAUGAGCUCCAACCUCAGGGCCAACAGAGGUCAAGAGGAUGCACAUCCUGCUUUUUAUAAAUCUGAGACACCCCUUGGGGGGAUCUACACGCUGCCACCUCCUCAGCAGACACAGGAGGACGUCACACCAGAGCAGAGCUGUAAAAACUACACCUGCAGCAGAGACACCAACAAACCUGAUCACUCCAGUGGGCAGUCUGGGUCCGAUGCCAGUCACCACUCGGUGUCCACACUGUCAUGAGGUCAUCGUCACACAAACCUACAAAAAAGUGGGCGAGUCAAUGUUCCUGCUCUGUUGCUUGUGCUCCAUGAUGGGGUGUGUCGCAGGCUGCUGUUUGUUCCCCUUCUUCAUAGAGCGAUUGAAAAGCGUCUACCACGACUGCCCCCACUGUAAGGCACACAUACACACCUACCAGCCAUUCUGACAUGGAGGUUUCUAUAUUUUUUUUGUAAAUUCCUCAGCACUACAUUAAGGAAACUCUACAAGCAUAUGAACAUUUUGCCUUUUUUUUUUUUUGACUCGGCAAACUGAUGUUGGAAAUGUGCCUGGAGUCGACUAAAACGCUGGUACAAGCUGCACAAAGGCUCAGAGACCUUUAGUCAAACAUUGUGUUAUGGUUCUGUGAUGGUGUCAGAUUGUCUAGAGGAAUAUCUGCAUAACAUGGAAUUAAUUAAAGCUCCCAGUGACGCAGAUGCAAAUACAGCCAUACAGCACUCAAUUUAUGAGCGCAGAGCCAGUCAGUGUGUCAAAGACUGGUCACUCGCUUAAAGCCGCCACACAGACGGAUCCCUACAACUGAAAAAGGAUCAGUGACUUUUUGCAGUUGAUGCAAAGAAGCAGCUUUGUGGUUUGUCAACAAUGUGAUGGCCUCCGUGACCAGUUUCCUUGGUGUUAGGAAAAUAUAUUCGUGAAGAUCCAUUAUCUUAGGGGAAAAUGGAAAUGUUUUUGCUGAACAUAUGCAAACAGUCUAACAAAGAUCUGUUUUCAUACACUGACUAAUGCAACACAAUUCAAAUGUAGUGGUUUUCUUCAUUCUUCUGUUUCUGUUCUGGCACCAGUUCUUACAAACGCAACAAAACUAUUGUUUAUAUGUUCUUAAUAAUAUAUAAUAAUAUAUAAAUCUGUAUUUUUUUCCUUAAAUGUGAAUUAUUCUGUAAUUAACAUCUACAGUGGUGUUCACAGUACACCAAAUUUUAUUGACACAUAAAGGCAUACAGUACUUAUAUACAUCUUUUUGAGUAUUUACAAAAUAGAGAGCCCAUGGAUGUUACACAUGUAUAAAAAUAUGCAUUACAUCUAUAUAAAUAUAUACACAAUGUGCAAAACAUAUGGCAUUACAAACAAGAGGCAUGGCAUGGGUGGUGGAGAUAAAGAGGAGACUCAGCUACAAUGGAGAAUGUAAAUCAACUGAUGAGGGUGGAGAACCUCAGUGCCUCUUUCUCUAAUGUUCCCAGAAAUACAUCUACCAUAAUGAAACGUCUUGUGCAGAGCUUCUGUUCUCAAGUUCAGCUUCUCCACCCGAAAAAAAAAAGCACAACGUUCACGUGAUGAUACAGGUGAAUGAGGACGAGCAGGAGAGCUGGAGUCAAUAUGUGGAAGCCUGACUGACGGUGCUUCUACAAACCUCUAAUGUAAGAGGGUUAUUCAAACAACAAACCCUCGCUUAACCACUCAGAUAUGAAGUGCUUUUGAAAUAAUGUAUUACUCUUUAUGCAGUAAAGGCUCUUACAUUAAUAAAAUCAAGGCAGGAUUUGACAUACAGUACAGUAUAUCAAGGGAGAGCAGCCAUUAUUGCUUUUCGCUGUCCCUGUCUGGCCAGUCAGAGACCUGGAUGGCCAAUGGUUAAAGUGAUGUUACAUCAUUGAGUGUAAAACAUGUAGAUUUACUGCACCCAAGAGGUUUGUGUAUGUCUGAUAUGCAAAACAAUAUGUAAAACAGAACCAAAAAAACUCUGCAAACCAAAAAUAUACACAUGAAAUAUCUGUUUA